Psilocybe cubensis is the source of this 1059-nucleotide messenger RNA. RefSeq lists its product as uncharacterized. Bases 1 to 1059 code for a protein of 352 amino acids. Gene Ontology annotation, biological process: transmembrane transport. NCBI's taxonomy places the organism in Eukaryota, Fungi, Basidiomycota, Agaricomycetes, Agaricales, Agrocybaceae. The transcript has 8 exons. The record is from RefSeq and is a predicted model, not a curated record. Gene Ontology annotation, cellular component: fungal-type vacuole membrane. Gene Ontology annotation, molecular function: transmembrane transporter activity.
AUGGCCUUGUAUCCAGUCGCACAACGAUAUCCCGAGUAUGUCAAGCAUAUGAUGUGGAUAACCUUGGGCAUCUGCUCCGCUGCACUUUUCCUUUCAAGUUUCGCUACCCAGGUUUGGCGUUUGAUCCUUUUGCAAGGAGUGGUGUUCGGUGUCGCUGCUGGUGCAAUGUAUGCACCGGUUCUCAUUUGGAUCCCUGAUUGGUUUGUCAAUCGAAGAGGCCUUGCCGCAGGCCUCAUAUUCGGAGGUGCAGGUCUCGCAGGUUUUGCUUUCCCCCUGAUCAUGGGUUAUCUGCUCAAAGGUGUGGGAUUCCGUUGGACGUUGAGGAUAUGGGCUUUGGCUUUAGGCGUUACCGGCGGACUUGCUAUUCUCGGAGUAAACCCCAGAGUCCCCAUUAGAAAGUCUACCAUGCCCAUUCCUAGAGAACCAUGGCUACCUCGCGAUUUAUCUCACUUCAAGAGCCCUCUCUUAUACAGCAUGCUUGCGAUCAGCAUUUUGCAAGCGCUUUCUUAUUUCCCUGUCAGCAUCCUUAUUUCAACCUACACUUCGUCGCUUUCGUCUGCUACUCUGCCUUCCACUGUCGUUCUCGCCAUUUUCAAUGUAUCCUCUUCACUGUCCUACCUAUUGUUCGGAAGAAUCAGCGAUUCGUAUCCAUAUCCAUACAUCAUCUUCGUUAGCGGCCUAGGAAGUGCUCUUGCAGCAUUCUUUGUGUGGGGAUUCGCGUCGUCAUUAACUCUGGUGUUCGCAUUUGCAGCUAUAUUCGGUGGAUUCAGCGGGGGUAUCGCAGCCAUUUGGCCCGCAGCUGGUACUGAUAUUGGAGGUUCUCGCGAUCAUAUAACAAGUCUCGCUAUGGGAUGUUUCUCCGGCUUCAAGGGAAUCGGAGCCACCAUUGGUCCUAUCAUCGCCGCCUCACUUUACGACACCCAAAGUACCGCCAAAACUGUGUACGGAGGCUUUGGAUUCCGCAAGGUCGAAAUAUUCGUAGGAUCUAUGGCUGUUGCAACGAGCCUGAGCGCAUUGAUUUUGAAUUCUCAUUCAACUUCCAAGAAGAAGUUGACAUGA